This is a messenger RNA of Phyllopteryx taeniolatus (common seadragon), 11380 nucleotides long. It is a transcript of the gene spega, whose product is annotated as striated muscle enriched protein kinase a. NCBI's taxonomy places the organism in Eukaryota, Metazoa, Chordata, Actinopteri, Syngnathiformes, Syngnathidae. The record is from RefSeq and is a predicted model, not a curated record. Gene Ontology annotation, molecular function: protein kinase activity; protein binding; ATP binding. The transcript is spliced from 40 exons. The coding region runs from base 1173 to 10319 and encodes 3048 amino acids. Gene Ontology annotation, biological process: protein phosphorylation.
UUCAAAAGGUUGAAAAUCUGGCCUUCACAAACAACUGACACAAACAACAAAGUGGAAAAGUGUGCUGUGGUAUGAGGACUCCACAUUUCAAAUUGUUUUUGUGAAAUCAUAGACGUCCUGUCCUCCAGGCCAAAGAGGAAAAUCAGGCCACAGAGGAAAAUCAGUUAUCAGCGCAAAGUUCAAUAGCGAGCAUCUGUGAAGGCAUCAUUAAUUCAUCAUUGGAUUCUUAGAUUGCCCAUCUGCAUUGAAUAUUGAGGCUGGUUAGUGUAUAUAGGGAACAGAUGAGCAUGAAACAUAUACUGUAUGUAAGUGUGUGGAGUACUCUGCUUAUGAGACAUUUCACCAAGAUGUCACAUGAACUUCCAGGUAGCAAAGGUUUAGCAAUCUUUGACGGAACCACAAGUAAAAAAGCUGUUCUAUGUCAUUUGAACUAGGCAGGGAAAACACGGUAAAAUGGCUUGAAUGAUGAUUUUAGCUUUCUACUCUACCGUCAUAGUUUGAAUGUAUGAAUUGUCAGUCAAAAAUAAGAGCUUACGUGUGGUAAUUUGCUUCUGAGGGAGACAUUUUAAUAGGUAAGUUGGUUAAAAAUAUGUGCAGUGGAACUCUGAUCCAAAAUACCUCAAAUUAGUAAUAAAAUGGGCAUUUUUCCAAUGGAAGUGAAUGCCAAAGGCACAAAAAUGGCAGGCUACAGGUUCUGCUACAGGUUCUGCUAGAUUAAUGUUUAGGUUAUUUUUUGUAGGACAAUCGAUAAAAAUGUAAACCUUUUGGGGUACAUUUGGUGGCACAAGCCAAAACAAAACAAAACAUUUUUGUCAUAAUUUUCACUUCUGGCGUAGUCAAUCACUUUUCUGCCACCUGGAAGUAUCCUGGCGCCUUUGUUUACAAACAUUAAGAAAUGGUCAAAGCCAUGUUAUCUUAAAGGUAACAUUGCAGUUUAUAGCAUUUUGUGAACAAGCAACAGAAUGUUUGUCACUUCUGAAUAACACUUGUUCUCUGUCUUAUUGCAGAGAAACGGCCAUUCCACAAGGACAUUUGGCAGAUUUACGCAUGGCCGUGGUGCUGGAAUUAUCUAAUCAGGAUCUGGCUUGAUGGUGCGCAACGCAAUGAGCUGCAGCUGAGCGCUCUGACCAGUAAACAUAUGUGUCAGGCCAACCGGUGAUUUUAAACCUCAAAUGGGUACGAAGAGGAUUGGUCGUGUGGGUGAGAGGGAUGCUGGUUUCCAUAGUAACAGUGCUCUCCCGUCUGCCCUCUCUUGCUGCCACUACGGAAGCGAAGUUUUCCGCUCCUGCAGAAAGCAAAGCUACGACUCUGAGACCACAGAGGAUGAGACCACUGAGCCCCAGAUGGAACCCAAAGGAGGGCUGGGGAGACACCAAGACAAGACCGCCCGGGGAGGAUCCUUAGGUGAGGGGGAUCGGAUGAUGGACUGUAACCCUGAUGGCUCUGAUCACCGAGCUCCCCUUCCAGGCUCCUAUGACCCCAUCGUAGAACGGGAGCUCAGGGCGCUGGGCUCUCGUCCCCCAGGGCCAAACAUGGACCCCACAAACACAUCCAGGAUUCAGAAUGAUGACGAACCACGUGAGGGUCUGCCCUCUGCACCCUCAAGAUCUCCUCAGCAACCUCCCAUCUUAUGCACAAACCACCCCAAAGCCCCAAAUCAAGGCCAGGAUAAACAUAGACCUCUAGAUCAUUUUUUUCAGCCUGAGACAGAGCAGGCAUCAGACGUUAAUGACACAUUGGUGACCAAACUGGCUCAUGCAGGGCCCAAGUGCUCUGAUAAGGUCAAUGCUUUUGAGGAGCGAAGAGCUAGUGUGGAUCUACCAGCAGUUGGAUCCAUUUCAGAGUUGAAUUACUAUGGAAAGAGCAAUGACGCCAAACAAAAGCGAGCAGCCUUCAAGCAACGAGCCUCCUCUUUGGAGGACAAGAUGAGUUACUCACAGCGGGUUCAGGGCUACCAGAACAAGUUCAGUGAAGAACUGGAAAGGCUCAAAAAGCUUGUUGGCAGCGCAGGCAUGAGAAAGGCAUAUUCGACUGAGCAGCUGUUGACAGGCAAGUUAGAGCCAAUUGCCCCUCAAGUGGUUAAAAAGCUGGAGAAGCUGAAAACCUUGAGUAAAGUUCCUGAAAAAGAUAAGCUGAGCCCAAAGAUAAACCCAGAGCAUUACUCAUCACAAGGAAGAACUGGGAAUAUUAGAGUUACCAUGGAGACAGCACUAGUUCACCAGUUGCCAGGGAAACCAUUGCCAACAGCCACAAAGACCAGACUCACCAGGAAAACCACACAGAACUCUCCAAACACUCUGCUUAUCACCUCACCAGAACACCAAUCUCCCUUAAGCAAGGAAAAGGACAGAUCCCCCAGUCCCAAGGGGAAAAGUGUGUCACCGGUCACAGUGAGGGAAUCCGAGUCACAGUAUUCAAACAAGCCUCCUAGGCUCACCCCGUCACCAACACCUUCCAUCAGCCCUCUUCUAAAGAGGAGGAAGGCAGAGAAAGUGGCCAUUCCUGCCAUCCUGGUGGAGGAUGAAACCAUAAAGAAUGAAGGUGAUCCAGUCCAAAUGCAGAUGAAUGAAGAGAAUAGUGGCUCUGCAGAAGAGGAAAGAGGGAGAGUAGUCAGAGCUCCAGAAGUAAGAAGCACCGCCCACUACUCAGAUGAGAAGUACCUGCGUCCACAGGAAGGGGUGAUGGAACUCCAUGGAGGUGCAUCUGCUCAGACUAAAAGUGUCCAUUUCAAGGAACCUCCCUCCUUCCAGGUGAGGCCAUGUGACCAAGCAGUCAUGGAGGGCCAAGAUGUUGUCAUCUCAGUAAAAGUCACUGGGCAGCCCAAACCGAUGGUUUACUGGCAAAAGGACAAGGUCCCUGUGAAGACAGCUAAACGCUUCUCCUUGAGGCAGACGGAGGAUGGGGCCAGUGAGAUCAGAAUCAUCUCAGCACAGAGGUCUGAUGCAGGGCUCUAUGCCUGUAAGCUUAUUAAUGUGUGCGGAACAAAGCAGGAGGAAUGCAAAGUUGAGGUCAAAGCUGCAACAAAGACCUUCCUGAAAAUUAUCCGAGAGGUCAAAGAUUUGAUGGUGCAGGCCGGUGAGUCGGCCAGGUUUGAAUGUCACAUCACAGGACCUCCAGACGUCGAUGUGGAUUGGCUGUCCAAUGGGAAACUGAUCCAGCCGGCGCUGCUUAACUGCAAGAUGCACUUUGAUGGCCGGAGAUGUCGCCUGCUGCUGAAUUCCGUGCACGAAGACGACAGUGGGACGUACACUUGUAAAUUGAGCACGGCUAAAGAUGAGUUGACCUCCAGUGCAAACCUAAAAGUGACUCCCUCCAAGGAGCCAUUGUUCACACGCAAGCUGGACGUCCUCGAGGUCAUCGCAGGUCGCACGGCCCGCUUAGACUGCAAGGUGAGCGGGUCACCGGCGCCACAAGUCACCUGGAUGCACUUUGAGUCAAGAGUGGAGGAGAGCGACAAUGUUUGCAUUCUCAUAGAGGGGGGCCGCCACUCGCUUGUCAUUGCCAACGUCAGCAGCGAAACAGAGGGCUUCUACACAGCCGUGGCUCAGAACAUUCACGGGAAGUCUGAAUGCACUGCUGAGCUUUACAUACAAGAACACAGGGCCACUGUCUCUUCUCACAUGUCCAAACUUGAGAAGAUGCCAUCCAUCCCAGAGGAGCCAGAGCAGCUGGAGAGUGACAUGGUGAAGAGAACCAUGCCAGACUUUGUCAAACCUCUGGCUGAUCUAGAAGUGAUCGAAGGCAAAGAGGCUGUGCUAAACUGCAAGGUGACAGGCCUGCCUUACCCGGCCAUCAGCUGGUACCACAACGGCAAGUGCAUUGAGAGCAGCGAGGAGCACAAAAUGACCCAGAACAGGGAUAUCCACAGUCUGGUCAUUCAGACCGCUUGUCAUGCUGAUGGUGGAGUCUACAAGGCCGUGAUCGCUAACAAAGUUGGCAAAGCAGCCUGCUAUGCACAUUUAUACGUUACAGAUAUCGUUCCAGAUCCACCUGAUGGCCCUCCAGUCAUAGAGGCCAUCACAGGAAAAACUAUAAGCCUCAGCUGGAACAAAUCAAAGAGAUUAAAUCCAUUUUAUGAUCCUGGCUCCUUGUUGUAUGUGCUCCAGCAGCAACCUCUGGGUUCCAUUCAGUGGUCCACUGUGGCAUCUAACUUGACGGAAACCAGCUACACAGUCACUAGCCUUUCCAAGGGGGUCCGCUAUGCUUUCAGGACACUGACGUCCACCGGAAAGACACUCAGCAAGCCUUCACCAUCCACAGAUCUAGUCCAGCUCCUGGACAGAGGACCUUACUUGAGGAAAGCGCCAGUCAUCACGGACAAACCUGAUGUUGUGUAUGUGGUUGAGAACCAACCCGUAAGCAUCACCAUCACCCUGAACCAUGUGCACGCCACAAUCACUUGGAAAAGGAGGGGCGUGGUAUUGGUCAACAAACCAGGGGUGUGCGAGAUGAGCAUGCCGGAUGACGAUCAACACUCCUUGAAGCUUCAGCGCGUCAAGGCCUUGGACCUUGGCCAGCUGGUGGUGAUGGCGAGCAACCAGUUUGGCAGCGACCUCUGCACACUACAGCUGGUCAUGGCAGUGCCGCCAAAGUUUGAAACCAUCAUGGAGGAUGUGGAUGUGUAUGCUGGAGAAACGUCCCGUCUGGCUGUUGUGGUCGAAGGGAAACCAGAUCCAGACAUUCAGUGGUACAAGGAUGAUCUACUUCUCUCCGAGAGCAGUUACUUCACCUUUGUAUAUGAUGACCCAGAAUAUUCUCUUGUGAUCCUCAAUGCCCACACCGAGCACUCUGGCGUGUACACGUGUACAGCUAAGAACAUAGCCGCGUCAAACUCGUGCAAGGCUGAACUGACAGUUCACACAGAGCGAAAAGAGGCCAUCGAACCAAUGGAAGAUGAGGGAACCAUUCUCAGGAAGAUGAGACGCUUGACAGACUACUAUGACCUCCACAAAGAAAUUGGCAGGGGGACCUUCUCAUAUGUGAAACGAGUGACUCAGAAGAAGGGAAAGAAGGAUUUUGCCGCCAAGUUCAUAUCUGCACGUGAAAAGAGGAAAGCAUCGGCACUGCGAGAGAUGCAACUGCUGUCCGAGCUAGACCACGAGCGGAUCAUCUACUUCCAUGACGCCUUUGAGAAAAAGAAUUUGGUGGUGCUGAUAACAGAGUUGUGUCACGAGGGACUGUUGGAACGAAUGUCCAGAAGAACUACAGUCACAGAGCGGGAAAUUCGUCAAAGUGUUCAGCAGGUGUUGGAAGGCCUUCGGUACCUUCAUGGGAAAGACAUUGCCCACCUUGACUUAAAGCCAGAAAACAUUUUGAUGGCAGUUGCUGGCAGUGAUCAGAUCCGCAUUUGCGACUUUGGUAAUGCCAUCAAACUGGAUUCGCAAGAGGACCACUACUGCAAGUAUGGCACACCAGAAUAUGUGGCACCAGAGAUUGUGAACCAAACCCCUGUCUCAACAGCAACAGACAUAUGGCCUGUCGCGGUCAUUACAUAUCUCUGUCUGACAGGAGUGUCACCAUUCACUGGUGAAAACGACAAAGCCACAGUGUUAAACAUUCGCAACUACAACGUGGCCUUCGACGAGAGCAUGUUCUCUGACCUCUGCAAAGAGGCAAAGGGGUUUGUCGUCAAGCUCUUGGUGGUGGACCAACUGAGGCCGAGUGCCAUUGAGUGCCUUCGUCACCCUUGGUUCAAGUCAGAAAGUAACAAGAACAUCUGCACAGCAAGGCUAAAGCAGGUUUUGUCUAGAAGGCGAUGGCAGCGCUCCCUACUCAGUUACAAAUCAAAAAUGGUGAUGCGGACAAUCCCAGAGCUACUUAACGACGCGACUAGCCAUGUGUCGAUUGCCGUGGCGCGGCAUUUAAAGGAAGGCUCACCACCACCUUCAUCAUCCUCUGACUCAGAUGCAGACGUGGAUGAGCUUCCCUUCAUUCCUAUGCCGCUAUCUAUGUUCUUCUCCGGUUCCAGAGUCUCCCUGAAUGAGAUGCCUGGGGAUGAACAUGUCACAGAGGGUCCCCAUGAUAUUGCUGAAAGAACUAAGGAAAACUCGGACACAGCUGGUGUCAAAGGAGGAAUUGGUAAAAUUGUGACACGUAAAGACGGCAACCCAGAUGAAGAGAUAAUUCAACAGACAAAUAGAGCUCCAUUUAAAAAAGGAUCAAGUACAGAGACUGAAGAGUCUCUGACAAAAUCAAGAAGAUCUACCAUGAGGAGAGGCAGCUCUGCUGACUCUGCAUUGUUGCUUCACAUGGACCUGGAGGAGGGUGAUAUCCAUGAAGCUAUAGAAACGAGCAGCAAUAGCCUGAAAAAGACAGUUUCUCUGGAACUGCCUAACCGUAGCCCAAGCCCUGGAAUGACAAAACUAAGCCAGGAGGAUUACGCCUUGAAACUGGAGCUCAUGAGACAGCGGCUACUCAGGGGAGGUAGCAUGGAUAAAAAGAUGAGCGGCCUGCGUGGGCCCUUAUUUGAAACACUUGGCAUGGAGGAUGAAAGACAGACAGGGUCUCUCGAUCGCAAUCUGAGGAGAUCCAGAGCGGGUCCAUCGACACUCAUGCGAGCAGCAUCCUCUGAGAGUGCUGGACAGGACAUACCAAAAAACAAAGUUUUUCAGAAAAGCGCCUCCUUCAGUCAAGGAGAUUCUGAAACAAUGCCCCUUCAUCGCAGGUAUGGAGCUCCCUUAGAAAUCCCAUCUAUAAGAAUUGGCAGCACUGAGGGGAAGAAGCUUCAGGAAGCAACAUCCAUGUCUGUCCUAACAGAACAAACGGCGAUGGAGUCACCCAUAGAGUGUGCCUCAUUUAUAUACCCAACAACAGGCAUAGUAGACCAACAGCAAAAACUGAACAGUCAAGAGAAAAGGACCAAUAACGAAAAAGUGAACAAAGCAGAAUAUGAGCAGAGAUCAUCUUCACUUGUUACUCCUUUAAUUGUGAUAGAAGAGGAUGAUGAAGCAAAAGAAAAAAGGAAAGUAUAUCUGGAUUCUCUUAUCAAUAAAGCAAAAGUGAUUGAAGAUAAACAAACAACAAAAAACACAAAAGCAUCCUCUGCACAUGAAAGCAUCACUGAAAAAGUGUCUGAUCAGUUGAAAGAACAUGAGCCUAAAGACACCUUAACACCUCAACACCCAGCUGUGUUUGCCAAAGUGGCAACUGCUGACCGAUCCUCUGCUUCCAUUUCCUCAUCUUCAAACCCAGAAAUUCCUGGCAUGCCGCACCACCCACUACUUAGAACAGAUAUCAAAGACAUUGACUCAGAGGAGGUCUUUGAAGCCAGAUUCAAGAAGCGGGAGUCAUCUUUGACCCGUGGCCUCAGAAAGCUAACCAGAAACAAAUCUGAGGAAAAAUCGCCUACACUGUGCCGUAAGAUCGGUGGUGGAGACGAUGAGGUUUACAGGCCAGGACAGAGGGGAGCCCCUCUUGAAAUGUUCUCCAAAGAGCUACAGGAGAAAUCUAAAUCAGUUCAAGACCUACGGGAAGAUAAGGAGAAAGAACCAGGCCUGAGUCUUAUUGGGAGGUUUUCAAUGCGGGGAAAGAGAUCAACAUCAGCUGACAAAGAAGGGGAAAAAUCAAAGGAAAGAAAGUCUCAGGGUGCUCAGGAAAGUGCAACCCCUAAGAGGGUUACUUGGGCAAUUGGUCGUAGUAAAUCUCUGGACACAAAGGAACAGGAGGAGAGAGAACGAACGAAAGCUGAUGAGUCUGCAGUCUCCGCUAUGAGGCGCAUGUUUGAGUCCAAAGUUGCUGGAAUCUCUGCCAAAAUAAGAAGCCAGUCUGAGGACAGGAAGGAUAAAGUUGCAGAGAGAAGCCAGAAAGAGCAGGAUCUGAAGAGGCUUACCGAUUCUCCCAUCCUAGCAAUCCGACAGAAGUUUGAGAAUAAAGUUGGAGGAAAUUCCACAAAAAUAUGCAGUCUGUCAGACCAAAGACAAGAGGACACAGAGGAAAAGAGGACACCCCUGUUUUCUCGCCAUCGCCACUCACACUCUGAGGGGCGAGGACUGAAAGGAACGGGUGUGCCUGAGAAUCAGCUUGCAAAAGAGGCAGGCGUGGGCACCUCGAAGGAGUCAAUCGAAUCCACUUCUAGUGUUCAUUCUGAGAAAGAGAAUGACCGGCGGUCUAGAUGGGACAGGUGGGGUCUGACCAAGGGCAAAAAAGACAAAACACCCUGUCACACUGACCUCAUUUUACCCACCCCAAAAAAGGAAGAGGCUCCCCACACUCAGAAGUUUGUCCGUUCCGCUUCAGAUUUCCCCCCUGUUUUCCACAUCAAGCUCAAAGACCAAAUCCUGCUGGAGGGAGACCAAGUCACCCUCAGUUGCCUCACUGCCGGAAGUCCGCAUCCUGACAUCGCAUGGAUGAAAGAUUCGAAAGCUCUGGAUGUAAACGACCGAAUCAGUCUGCUCUCCCAUCCAGACGGCAGGCAGCUUCUUACCAUCCUGAAGUGCAGUCAAAUAGAUGUUGGAGUAUACGAGUGUGUAGCUACCAACCCUAUCGCUGCCAUCACCACUUCUUGUACACUGACGAUAGCUUAUGUUCCCAAGCGGCCUGGAACCCCUGAAGUCCCUCAGACGUAUAACAACACUGCCCUGGUGCUGUGGAAGCCAUCUGACACCAAGCCACCGUGCAGCUACACUCUGGAAAGAAAGACUGAAGGUGAUUCAACAUGGCAAACUGUUGCCACCGGCGUGGUCGACUGCUACUACAAUGUGACAGACUUACCACAAGGUGUCGGGUUCCGGUUUCGCGUGUUCUGUGUGAACAAGGCAGGACAAGGGCCACAUAGCAACUGUUCAGCUCCAAUCCUUUUGGACUCAGCAGCUGUAGAGGCUUCACCCAUGGUGGCUGUCGUUAAGACUGCCAUACCUGGGCAUCUGGUGACCCCCUCUUGUCUCCCCCCAUUCACAUCCAUGUUUACCAUUACCACCGCCACCAUGACAGGUUCUGAAAGUGCAACUUCACCUGUGACAUCCCUUCCUCCAGCAGUACUGCCAUCAUUGGAUGGGGCUUCAAGAUCAAUAGCGACCUUGUCAUCUCCAUCUGCCAUCACAAACACGCGGGAUGUUCCAAAAAUAAGCUCUAAACUUCCAUCUGCACCAUUUGUAGUGGCCAAGCUCCAGAGUCCAGUGAAUAUUGUGUCUCCUAUGACCCAGAUCACAACCAGUCUUGUAACUCCUCCUUCAACUCCCACCAAACCUGCCUUAGGACCCAUUUACAUCCCCACCACCAUAGCUUCUAUGGUCCCAUCUCCAAUCUCCUUCUCCCCUAAAGUGCUUCAGACAUCCAGUCUGAGCCCCAUUGGUGAAGGGACCUGUACACCCACCAGAGCAACACCAGUUGGCCGCACUAUGCCCUCCACGGCUUUGCGCCAAGGGAUUCCACAGAAACCUUACACCUUCCUAGAAGAGAAAUCCAGAGGUCGCUUCGGAGUCAUCCGCGAGUGCCGUGAGAAUGCCACAGGCAAAAUGUACAUGGCCAAAAUCAUUCCCUACAGCCAGGAGAACAAAAAGGAAGUGCUAAAAGAGUAUGAGAUUCUGAAAUCUCUCCACAAUGAAAAAAUCAUGGCUCUGCACGAGGCCUAUGUCACGCCACACUAUGUUGUGCUGGUGGCAGAGUACUGCACUGGCAAAGAGCUGCUGCACAGCCUCAUUGAUAGGUUCCGCUACUCUGAGGAUGAUGUGGUCCAUUACUUGGUCCAGAUCCUUCAGGGAGUUGAGUACUUCCACAACCGUCGGGUCCUUCACUUGGACCUCAAACCUGACAAUAUUAUGGUGACAAACCAAAACACCAUCAAGAUUGUGGACUUUGGGAGUGCGCGGAGCUUCAACCCACUCAGUCUCAAGCAACAGGACCUGAGUGCAGUAACAUUGGAAUACAUGGCUCCUGAGGUUGUGAAAGGUGAAGUAGUGGGGCCUCCCGCAGAUAUUUGGACUGUUGGCGUUGUAACUUACAUCAUGCUCAGUGGACAGCUGCCCUUCGAAGAAAAAGAUCCUCAGCGUGUGAAAUCCAAGAUCCUGAUGGCGAAGUUUGACCCAGCGAGACUGUACCCCAACGUGUCCCAAAGUGCAUCAGCCUUUGUCAAGAAGAUGCUGAGCAGUUACGCUUGGGCCCGCCCAACCACACGUGACUGCUUCGCGCAAGCCUGGCUUCAGGACUCUUACAUGAUGAAGCUGAGGAGGCAGACCCUCACCUUCACCACGGGCAGACUCAAAGAGUUCCUGGUGGUGCAGCAGUGCCAUCGUGCUGAAAACACAACCAAGCACAAGGUCCUGUUGCGCAACUACCAGAAAACACCCCCGUCAUCUGGGCCUGAGCCACAUGUUUCCGACUGAAAGUGAAAUUCGUCAGGACGAUGUGAUUCCUGUUGGUUGCAUUUGGAAAUGUUGCAUGAUGCAUCACUCACUGCUCUGUUCUUCAGUAGAAAGACUCCAAAAUCUACAUGCAAGAGUUUCAACUUGGAAUAAGACUUCAUCAUUGCUAAAUACUCUUUGGUUGACUGCACAUUUCAGUCAAUCUCUCCCAUUUUCAGUUAAAUUCUAAAACUGCUCAUUCAGCACAAAACAUCAUCAACCUACUUUUACAUAAUGCAUCACCCAGGGGAAUGUAUAGCAUACUUUGAGCUGCUAACUUAUGUUUGCAUUUACUUAUACUACUUACUUACAUUUUAGAUCUCAAAACCAAAUAACUUUUCCUUAAAACUGUUUACUUUUUCAUGUUAACUUAUUUGCAUGCGUGUGCGAGUGUAAGCAUCUCUAAAUCACUUUUUGACUCACUAAGGCUAGAAAAAUGGUGUAUUUUUGUGGUUGCUGGAUAAGGAUCACACAGUAAAAAUUUAGGAUGCAAUUUAUGCAUCUGUGGUUGAACAUGUAUUAAAGGUAGGCUAUACACUGGUUAAUUGCUGUGGUUCCUCAGUAUUACACUUACCUUGGUGAAAUCAUGUUUGCCCAGUCAGUGCCUAGAUUGGAGUAAAAUCCAAAAUACAUUUAUAUUAAUUUGUCUGAUGGUUCUAAUUCAUGUGAUGAGAAAGCUGAACAAACAUUUAACCCCUCUGUUGCAAUUUUACAAGACAGACUCUGACAGAAACAAUAGCAUUUAAUAGUCGUGUGUGUGUUACUCCCGCAACAUUACUUUUUCUAUGGAUUUGGAUGGUUGCAGAUUUCUAAAUGUGCCAAUUUGCUGUGUUUAUAUGUGGGAAAUAUUUUUUUUUUCAGACACAGUAUGUAAUAAAGUAAAUGUCUAUUUUUUGUGAGUGCCCCACAAAUUUGAAUGUAGUCCUUUUUUUCCCUAUAUAUUGUAUAUACUGUACAAUUAGGUUUUACAUCUGUGUGGGCAUUGGACCCUUACAUUUAACAAGUACAAUCACUCUGAAUAUACCACUCGUUUUUUGUUUUUU